Messenger RNA from Centropristis striata (black sea bass), 1494 nucleotides. RefSeq names its product LIM zinc-binding domain-containing Nebulette-like. Gene Ontology annotation, molecular function: actin filament binding. NCBI's taxonomy places the organism in Eukaryota, Metazoa, Chordata, Actinopteri, Perciformes, Serranidae. Gene Ontology annotation, biological process: cardiac muscle thin filament assembly. Gene Ontology annotation, cellular component: Z disc. The transcript has 3 exons. The record is from RefSeq and is a predicted model, not a curated record. Bases 192 to 608 code for a protein of 138 amino acids.
CUGUGUGUGUGUGUGUGUGUGUGUGUAUGAUCUCCAACACUAAUGUGUGUAUUAACUCUGUGUGUGUUUUGUGACUCUGGAAUGUAAACUCGUGGCGUGGUGUUUUAUUUUCCUCCGACAGGCCAAGUACCACGAGGGACUUUGAGCGCGCACGCGGCCGAGGCUGCACGCCAGGCCUGGACGACCCGAGCAUGGAGCGCUACCAGAGAGCCAAUCAGAUGAUGGCAGAGGCGGGAUACAGCAAAGGGAUCCACCCCCAGACCAUGGAGACGGACAGACGGCCCGGGGGCAUCAUCGUCGCUCCGGUCCUUCCUGGAGCGUACCAUCAGGGCGUCCACAUGCAGCAGCAGCCUCAGUACCACGGCUACAUGCACCAGACCAGCAUGUCUUCUGUCAGAUCCGUCACCUCGCCGCCGCACUCAGCCACCAUGCGAGUGUACCGGGCGCUGUACGACUACGCGGCUCAGGACCACGACGAGGUCUCCUUCAGGGACGGAGACGUCAUCAUCAACGCUCAGCCCAUCGACGAGGGCUGGAUGUACGGCACCGUGCAGCGCACCGGCAAGUCCGGCAUGCUGCCUGCUAACUACGUGGAGUGUUGCAACUAGAGGAGGAGGAGGAGGAGGAGGAGGAGGAGGAGGAGGAGGAGGAGGAGGAGGAGGAGGAAGAGGAGGAAGAGGAGGAGGUCAGCAUGUGAAGAUUAAAUCCAGCCUCACUCUGAUCACAGCAGCAGUCUGCCCUGUUCUCUGACUUACAGGCAUUAUUUACAUUAUUUUAAUUCAAAUAUAAAGUCACAUCACAGCCAGGAGGCCAUUAAAGUCAAUAAUAUAAACAUAAAUAAAUAAAUACACCUAUUAAAGAAAUAAGUAUGUCUAUGAAAUAAACCCUACAAUAAAAUAUAGAAAUAAUUAUACAUAUGAAUUUGUAAAUGAGUCAGGAAAGUUAAAUAAAUAUUUAUUUCAGGGAUCUUUUAUUUCCAUAAGCCAGUACAUAUAUUUAUUUAUUGAACAUUUUUUGACUCAUUUAUAUAUUUAUAUUUAUAUGUUAUUUUAUAUUUAUUGCCUCAAGAAUUUAUUUCAGGAAUUAUUUCAGAGCCAUUUUGUGUAUUUAAUUAGAAUAUUUUUCCCAUUUAUGUAUUUAUUUAUUAAUUAAAUACUGACCUAAAUGGCAUUUGUUGAUAUUCAUUUAAGUCAAUAUUUAAUGAAUAAAAACAUUCAUUAAUAAAUAAGUUUAUUAAAUAAAACCUGAAAUGAAUAAAUUAAUAUAGAAUAUAUAACUACAUAUAAAUGGUUCAAUAAAGUAGAGCAAAUCCAUUUUUAUAUUUUAAAAAAUCAGCUUUUAUUUCAUAACUCCACAUUCAUUUAUUGAACUACAUUGACUAAAUUCAGUAUUUGUAUUUAUUUCCUAAUUUAUUUCAGGAAUUAUUUCAUAGCCAUUUUAGCCAUUUAUGUAUUUCAUAUAUAUAUAUAUAUAUAUCAUAGGAAUAUUUAUCUA